Molecule: messenger RNA, 3565 nt
Organism: Pseudophryne corroboree (corroboree frog)
Lineage: Eukaryota; Metazoa; Chordata; Amphibia; Anura; Myobatrachidae
Gene: FGF11
Product: fibroblast growth factor 11
Exons: 5
Coding region: 363-1070 (235 amino acids)
Biological process (GO): regulation of voltage-gated sodium channel activity
Cellular component (GO): cytoplasm; nucleus
Molecular function (GO): growth factor activity; sodium channel regulator activity
Source: RefSeq, a predicted model, not a curated record
CAUUGGACACAAGGUGACAGAGAUGCUCCGAACGCUGGAAGAAAGAGGAUGGAAGAGAUGUCACGCUGAGAGACAGACAGGACCCUGGAGAGACAGACAUAUGGACAGAGUGAUUGCUAGAGACUGACUGAGCGCUGGAAGGACAGCAUUGGAGAGACUGACAAACUGUUGGAAGGACAAGUACAUUAGAUGUGGAAGAGACAGGCAGUGACUGCUGUGAUGUUCUGAGAUACAGACCGGCUGAGAGAUGUAUAGACAGCAGGUGGAUAGAUAUAUAUGGGGUUAGGAUACACACCGGGUACACCGGGUGAGAAGGGCGCUGGGCACAUCUGAGGGGGUACUCGGCGGGCUCGGGGAGAGAGAUGGCUGCUCUCGCCAGUUCUCUGAUUCGCCAGAGGAGAGAAGUGAGAGAGCAGGUUGGACCCCGCCCGGCACCCCCACCACGAAAAGUCUGUCCCCGGGGAACCAAGUCCCUGUGCCAGAAGCAGCUGCUGUUCCUGGUGUCCAAAGUCAGACUGUGCGGAAGCCAGCGACGAGCUCUCCAAAAAGACCCUGAGCCGCAGCUGAAAGGGAUUGUCACCCGCUUGUCCAGCCGUAUGGGUUAUUACCUGCAGUAUCUGCCUGAUGGGACAAUAUCAGGGACAAAAGAGGAGUGUAGUCCAUAUACUCUCUUCAACGUCAUCCCUGUGGGCCUGCGCGUGGUGGCCAUCCAGAGCUCUGCUUGCUGUCAGUACGUGGCCAUGAACGCGGAAGGACGGCUCUACAACUCCAUUCACUUUACAGCAGAGUGUCGUUUCAAAGAGAGCGUCUUUGACAAUUAUUUUGUAACUUACUCGUCCACACUCUACCGUCAACGUGGGUCUGGUCGAGGAUGGUACCUGGGCAUUAAUAAAGAUGGACGGGCCAUGGAGGGUAACAGGGUAAAAAGACACAGACCUGCUGGUCACUUUCUGCCCAAACUCAGUGAGGUUGCGCUGUAUAAAGAGCCAUCUCUUCAUGAUGUCAUUAAAACGUCACCUAAGAGACGACUAACAUCAAAACCAAGUACACGAGUCCGAGGGGCCCGGUGAGAGAAACGCAAGGAGAGGACAACAUUGGGGCAAGUGGGAAACAUUGAGAAGAAGAUAAAGAGAAUGUACUGUAUGUAAUGAAAAGAUGGAAUGGAGUAAUGCCGAGGAGUGAGUGUCACAGGGAAAUGGACACUUUAAGCAGCCUGCUUCUCCUCUAUGAAAACAUAUUGUGGACACCAGGACUAUAUAUGACACCUGUAGACUCUCAGAGUAACUAAAAAACACACCAUACGUCAUCGAUGAUUGCAAUAAUACCCUGACAACUGGUAUCUCUAGGACUGGCAAAGAGGAUUGAUAACAGGUAUUUAGAUACCUUUCACCUCUAUGGCUUGAUACCUAGCACCUCUUGGACUGAUAGAAAACAGGUAUCUCUCGGACUAGAUACACUGUGCCUCUUGUACUGGAUACCUGGUACCUCUAGGACUGGUAGAGGAGACAGAUACCUGGUACCUCUAGGAUUGCAUAUAAUGCACCUCUCGAACUGGAUACUGGGUACCUCUAGGACUGGUAGAGGAGACAAAUACCUGGUACGUCUGGGACUGGAAAUUCUGCACCUCUAGGGCUGGAUACCUGGUACCUCUAGGACUGGCAGAGGAGACUGAUACCUGGUACCUCUAGGAGUGGAUAUUCUGCACCUCUAGGGCUGAAUACCUGGUACCUCUAGGAGUGGUAAAGGGGACAGAUACCUGGUACCUCUAGGACUGGUAGAGGAGACUGAUACCUUGUACCUCUAGGACUGGUAAAGAGGACAAAUACCUGGUGCCUCUAGGACUGGAUAUGCUGCACCUCUAGGGCUGGAUACCUGGUGCCUCUUUGACCAGAUAAUGAUCUGCACCUCAGGAAGCCAAUGCAUCUAUGUAUAAAUAUAUCUGUAUACAUCCAAAGCAUACAGAGGUGCUGGGCAGCAAGUAUUUAUAUCAGUAUAUGUUUAUCUACAAUACACACAAUUAUUAUAUAUAUAUAUAUACUCUUAUGAACACCUUAUACUUAUGCCUGUGUAUAGAAAUGAAGACUGUAGGAAGCAAUAUAACUGUAUAGUAUACAUAGUAUGGAACACCCGUAGAUCAAUACGUUAAUGCUGCCUAUUCCCCACAUUGUAUCAUUUAUCCCGCAUAUCUGUACUCCACUGUUAUUCUGCAAUCAUAUAUUAUUCUAAUGAUAGUUUCAUACUUGCCAAUUCUCCCUGACUGUGGGGAGACUCCCUGAAAUAGUAGUGAUCUCCCUGACUCCCUGAAGACUCUACCAAUCUCCCUCAUUACCCCCAUUAUGUAGAAAUGAUAAAAGUAAAUAUAAAUAUUAAUAAAAAUAAAUGUAUAACUAUAUAUUCUACACUUACAAAAGAUGUUUUAUUCUUAGGGAGCUAUUCACUACCAUGGGCUGAUUGGCCCCCCAGUAAUUAACUGUUCAACACACAAGAUUGGGACAGCAACCGUCCGCGGCAUACUCACAGUACCACAGCUGAUUCCGCCACUAAUUAGUAACAGUGGAUUUUGUAGUGAUCCACCCUACGAUGUAGACAUCGGAUCGCCCAUUCGCUACCGGGCGGUUUGCGGCACCCGUGGGGACGCACAAGCCACCCGUCCCUGAGACCAGGAAAUCUCCAUGCAAACCACAGAGAUCCCUGGCCUCUUCCCUCCCCUUAGACAGCAGGGAGGCCGUCACCCCCCCCCCAAAUGACAGUCUGCUGCGGUUCUGGUUCCUACAUCGCAGGUCCCAUUUGCGCACGUGCAGAACGGGCCCUUUGCAUACACAAAGUACCGAUUGACCUUCUAUGAGCCGGAUUCUGAUUUGUAAGUAAAGCAGAAAAAGCAAGUAACUUUGUGUCUGGAAUAAACCACGUUACCACGCAAGGGGAGCAAAUAUAUUGUGUGUGUGCAGGGUAAAUAACGUCUGCUUCUGCAUGUAGCCCACGCGUGUUACACAGCUUUAUGUUUAUAUUGCAGUCUAGAUUUCAGUUUGGACACCCCCUACCCAAAUCUAACUCUCUCUGCACAUGUUACAUCUGCCCUAGAAUCGCGGGUGGAAACUUCUUUCUUUUAUUGUGUGAUUAGAAAAUGAGCCCCGUUACCAGUCCUGCACCCUGUGAUACAUCUUCUCCCUAACCGUGUUAUUGUAUGGAAUUAUAGACUCUCACAAUGGCCGUAAGACGUCAUCUUUAAUAGCAAUAAUAUACUGGCUCCUCUAGGACUGGAUACCUCGCCCCUCUAGGGCUGAUUACCUGGUACCUCGUGGACUAGAUAACGAUCCACAUCUCAGGAAAGCUAAGAUCCAUCUUCCAGUAUAUACAUUAUUUGGCGUAUUAUAUAUAUAUAUAUAUAUAUAUAUAUAUAUAUAUAUAUAUAUAUAUAGGGGCUGGACAUCAAGAGCUUAUAUCAGUAUAUCUAUGUGUACACUAUAAUGUAUACUCUUAUAAACAUCCGCUAUGCCUGUGUAUAAUAACUAUGAGCGCUGUAAGCAAUAAUGUGCACUUAUGUAUAUAUGAAGAAGAGAUUACC